Messenger RNA from Phytophthora nicotianae INRA-310, 965 nucleotides. RefSeq lists its product as hypothetical. Bases 1 to 798 code for a protein of 265 amino acids. Lineage: Eukaryota; Oomycota; Peronosporomycetes; Peronosporales; Peronosporaceae. The transcript has 2 exons. The record is from RefSeq and is a predicted model, not a curated record.
AUGAAGACGUACGCUGCUUUCGCUGCUUCCGCCCUUAUCGUGGCCACCACGAUGGACUCGACCACGGCCAUGCAGUCGUACCUCGAGGAGAUCCCGAACGGCAGCUUGUUCACGCAGGAGCUGGGCCACCCGGGCAAGGACAGCUCGAAGUUCACCAAGUUCGGUACUGCUUUCGGUGCCGCGGACCACACGUGGACGGCUGAGUUUUGCAAGGCUACGUUCCCUGGCGCUUCGAUGACGAACGGUGAGGCGUUCGGUGACCCGUGUUGCACGUGGAAGAAGGGCGGCAAGCCGGACUUCACGGUGAGUGCUUUCACGACGACUCCUGGCAAGGCUACCACUUGCGCUUCUGGUGGCGGUGGCGGCAGUGCUGCUGGUGGCAGUGCCGCUGGUGGCAGCGGUGGUGCUGAGACUCCUUCGGCUGAGACCCCGUCGACAGAGACUGAAAGCUCGGGCGGUGAGACGGAGAGCUCCGGUGGUGCCCCUGAGACAGAAAGCUCGGGCGGUGAGACUGAGAGCUCGGGUGCCGAGACUCCUGAGUCCCCUUCGACCGAAGACAACCCGUCACAGAUGUCCCCCGCAACGGAGGCCCCUGCCACAAGCACUGGUGGCUCGGGUGCCGAGACUCCUGAGACUCCUGAGACUCCUGAGACUCCUGAGACUCCUGAGACUCCUGAGACUCCUGAGACUCCUUCGACCGGAUCCAGUUGGGGCACACCUCCUGCCUCGGGUGGCUGGACCCCUCCUGCUGCUGGUGGCGGUUGCGCUGCCAAGGGAGCCCGCAAGUUCCGUCACUAAGCGACCUCGCUUGCACUUGGAUCUUUAUCUGAUCCAUGGAUGUUGGGUGUCGUUAAACAGAGAAAGAGAGAACGAAGUCUCUAGACGUUGUUGUAAUAGAACAAGGAAUCCUAUUCGAAACUUUUCAGGAGACUUCAUCACCUUAACCACAAGUAUUAAAGCAGUGU